Messenger RNA from Penicillium cataractarum, 1611 nucleotides. RefSeq names its product oligosaccharide translocation protein RFT1. The transcript is spliced from 2 exons. The record is from RefSeq and is a predicted model, not a curated record. Gene Ontology annotation, cellular component: endoplasmic reticulum membrane. The coding region runs from base 1 to 1611 and encodes 536 amino acids. NCBI's taxonomy places the organism in Eukaryota, Fungi, Ascomycota, Eurotiomycetes, Eurotiales, Aspergillaceae. Gene Ontology annotation, biological process: glycolipid translocation; dolichol-linked oligosaccharide biosynthetic process.
AUGUCACAACCCACCGAAGCCCGCAUGGGUAACAUGCUGGCCUCUUCUGCCACAGGCACAACGUUCUUGAUCAUGAUUCAACUGGCAUCGAGGAUUUUCACCUUUGCCUCCAAUCAGCUAAUAUUACGAACCCUAUCACCAAUUGUUCUGGGAAUUGCUGCUCAAUUGGAGCUUUAUCAAGUUACAAUCUUGUAUUUCUCUAGGGAAAGCAUCCGCCUGGCUAUCCAAAGACAACCCCUGACACCAGUGUCAACAUCACCACCAGAGAUCAAGAAUGACUCGAAAACGGAUGGCCCUUCUUCUCAGGACCAGCUGGCUGUUUCAUCUCAGUCGGUGGUGAAUGUGUCCUAUUUGAGUCUGUGUCUUGGCUUGCCCUUCACGAUACUUGUCACCUCGCUUUAUCAGUAUCUUGCUCCUGUACAAGCAGCAGAUAUCCCGUUUUUCAAGACAAGUGUGGCCGUGACAGGAUUUGCUUCGCUAUUGGAGCUUUGCAUUGAGCCUUUCUUUGCGGUAAUUCAGCAACGCAUGUGGUAUGAGAAGCGAGCAGCGGUGGAAAUGCCGGCAGCAUUUCUGCGCAGCCUCGUUACUUGCUCAAGCUUUCUAUGUGCCUCUCGCAUCAACCAGCCUGCCGGUGCUCUACCUUUUGCCCUAGGUCAUCUGAGUUAUUCCAUUGCUCUUAUCUGUGGCUAUUGCUGGACCAUGUUUGGAAAGGCCAACGAGAGGCGUUUCACAUUUCUUCUCUCUAAAAUCCGAUCCAGUAACCCUUCGGAAUAUCUUUGGGAGCUAUUCCCCCGCCCAAUUAUGUCGCUGGCUGCUAGUGUCUUCCUCCAAUCUUUGGUGAAGCAUCUCCUCACUCAAGGUGAUGCAAUGAUGCUCGCCGCCCUGUCUACCUUGGAAGAUCAAGGAAUUUACUCAUUGGCUGCAAAUUACGGAGGCCUUGUUGCCCGUAUCAUAUUCCAGCCUCUGGAAGAAAGCAGCCGAAAUUUGUUCUCAACCCUGCUUAGCCCUGACGAGAAAGGCAAGCGGAACGAGACUCAAGUCCGUGCCGCAAAAGAGCAUUUGAUCGACAUCCUCCGCGCUUACCAAGUUCUUUCGAUUCUCAUCUUUCCAUUGGGCCCUUUGAUGGUUCCACAGGUGCUUCGUAUAUUGGGCGGACGACAGUGGGCAUCGACCAAAGUGGGCGAUCUGCUGUCACUCUAUUGUUAUUACAUCCCAUUUUUGGCAUUUAAUGGCAUCACUGAAGCGUUCGUGUCGUCAGCGGCUAACGCCCGAGAGAUCCGAAAUCAAACUGUUUGGAUGGGUGCGUUCUCUACCUGCUACGCCCUGGCGGCCUACUUGUUCCUGGAGGUUGGCUCCAUGGGUGCAUAUGGACUUGUUCUAGCCAAUAUUGUCAAUAUGGCAGUCCGAACUCUGUGGAGCUAUACCUUCAUUCGAACCUAUCUCUACCGACAUGGAGAUGGCAUACGUGUCAGCGAAGUGAGCAUGCGUCCUAUUACUUAUAUCUUCGGGGCCAUUGCAACCACAAUCGUGGCUAAGCAGGGAAUGUUGGAGCCUAGUGGGGGUAUCAUGCCAGCAAUUUUGUUCAGUGGUGUCUAUGGGCUUUUAGUGUAA